GGUCCUGGUGACUGUGUUUGUAGACAGCAGAUACUCCCAAAACUUCUCGGUCCUUGCAUUGAGGCUUGUCAGAGUUAAAGUGACCGUUUAUUGGCCCUGUACGGCCUGUCUCACAUUUCACUAAGACAUGGUUAUUUAAAGGCGACCUACACGCUGUGCGGGCGAUAAGUAAAACAGUUUACUGUAACCUUCUCCAGUGGCUACCGAGAGAUCACGGAGUCAUUCGAGCCUACAAACCCAAUGGGGCGGCACGAGGGGUAAGAAGCCAAAGCUGCGUCGCUUUUAUUGCCCCGCCCGAGGCGGCUGACUGACAGCUGACUGCUGUACUUCGCUCUUUCUGCUUUUUAUCCUAUUAUUAUUCGUUACUUACUUUCAUUUCUCCCCGCCCUUAAAACCACGUCGCCAGAGAAGGGGAGCGUCUCAUCUGUCUCCGCUACUCCGGCGGUGAUAGCCAAGCAACCUACCUAAAAAGAGACGUCUAGAUUGUUCACGAAGACAGUUGCCUCUCUCUGGAGCUCUCCCCAACGUUUAUUUAUUCUUCCACGAGCGUGUCCUUGUUAAGCUGUAGUUAAAAAAAUAGAAGUUCAAAAGACUCGAGGCUCCUUCAGCCGGUCUUAUCUCAGCAGCGUAAGAGGAGGGGAAGAAAGAGCACAACAUCGAGAAGUGACGUUGCUGCUAGUCGAAGGAGAGAAGUGGCCAAAGGACUCCUUGCUUCGCGCUCAGGGGACGAAGGUGCGACUUGACUCCACGACCAUGGGGGUCACCUUAGGCGCCCCCGAUUCGCCCCCAGCCACUCGUCGGUCAUUUGCGUGAAGAAGGUAGCCCAGCACAGCGCGAGAGUUGCAAGCAGCUAGCCCGAGGAUCUGAACUGCAUAACUGGGAAGACACGCAGCUGCUGAUCUUCUGACUUUUCCCAGCACGUUUUGUCCUUUUUUUUCCACCGAGGAUUGUAUCUUAACCUGGAAUCUUUCGGCCUGUUCACACAGGUAACAAGACGGCCAGUUCUCAGAAUGGGCUAAUGAGUACCUUUGUAGGGAGGCUGGAGAAUUUGAAGAGUGCACAGAGAAUUCAUUUCAUUUGUGUUUAGAGUGUGAGUGAGCUACAGCAAGGUGCAGGAAAUGAGUUCUGGCAAGGAGGAAAGUGAAAAUCGUGGGAAUCAUGAUGAUGGUGAAUUUAUUCAUUUACAUCAUGGUGGAAGUUUCCCGCAGUAAUGGUGGCCAUGGCAAAAAUUCCCAUAAUACAGUGAUCGUGACAGAAAAACGAUUUUGGAAGAAACAGGUUCCAAGUGAAGCUUAUUGGAACAGACAGCAAGAAAUAAUGGAUUAUUUAUAUAAUCCCAUCCUAGGCACACUGAACAGCACUAUCUUGGAGGAAAUUAAAAAUGCUAACAUAAGCCUUUCGAGUUUGAAUUCUUGUGAGCCUGACCUUCAUGUGAAAACUCAAGUGAAGGAUUAUAACUUUCUGCCUAAUCGAUUCAAAGACUUUCUCCUCUACAUGAAAUGUAGGACUUACUCCCUGGUUGUCAAUCAGCCUACAAAAUGCAAAAACAGUCCCUUUCUUUUGCUGGCCAUUAAAUCCCUUUCUCCACACUUUGACAGAAGACAAGCAAUACGAGAGUCUUGGGGGAAGACUCAAAAAAUAGGCAACUACACGGUAGUUACUGUCUUUUUGCUAGGGAAUGCAACAGCUGUCGAUUUCUUUCCAAACCUCAGUGAAAUGCUGGAGCAUGAGAGCAAAAUGUACAAUGACAUUUUGCUUUGGGACUAUAGAGAUUCGUUUUUCAAUCUUACAAUUAAAGAGGUGCUGUUCCUGGAGUGGUUUUAUCAGUACUGUCAUGCGCAGUUCAUCUUUAAAGGUGAUGAUGAUGUUUUUGUGAACACUCACAGGAUUGUGGAGUACUUGAAGGUUUUACAGAAGCCAAAAGCCAAAGAUCUGUUUGUCGGGGAUGUUAUCACAAAUGCAGGGCCACACCGCAAUAAAAAACUGAAGUAUUUUAUUCCUGAGAGCAUGUUUGUGGGAUCCUACCCGUCUUAUGCAGGUGGUGGAGGGUUUUUGUAUUCUGGAGACUUGGCUUUGCGACUCUACAAUAUUUCUCAUCAAGUAUUACUUUUUCCUAUCGAUGAUGUCUAUACAGGAAUGUGCCUGAAAAAGCUGGGCCUCACUCCCGAAAAGCACAAAGGAUUCCGAACCUUUGACAUUGAAGAGAAAUACAGAAGCAAUCCUUGUGCUUACAGAAGCCUCAUACUUGUGCAUAGCCGAACGCCUCAGGAGAUGAUUCAGAUUUGGUCAUGGCUGAAAGAUUCAGAAGUAAAUUGCCAGUAAGGACAAAACCUUUGAGACUGUGCAAACUUGAAGCAUUAACCUCUUUAAUCGGUCUCAAGGCAUGGUCACCCUGUAGUCCAUGUAAGGAUGACAACUGUAUUCUGCACUUUGGCCUGGAGCCACGUCAGUAGCCAGAUUCAGUGUUGGUGGCAAAAUGUACUCUUCUUGAUAAGUUGCCUUUGAAAUUUUGGUGUGUGUGUGUGUCUGUGUGUCUUAAGUUAAUUAUAUCGGGGUAAAAGGUGGAGAUAAGUGUUCAUUGAGCCUUAAUGUGAAAUAUGAUUGAAUUAUUUUCUCUGUAUUUCAGAAUAUUUUUUGUAAGUAACAUGCUAACAUGUUUUAAUUAAAACCUCAGAAAUAUAUUAACUUGCUAUUUCUUUCAGUCAUAGCUGAGGAGGCAUCUUACUAGCGAGGGUGUAGUAUUUGAGCUUUCUGUACCCAUUUCACAGCAAAAAUAUAACAAUAAUGCAAUCAGUCAUCAGUAUUUCACUCCUCCAUAUUAGCCAACACCUUGCAAAAUAUAUUAUUUAAUUCUGCUUAGAUUUUUAGUGCAGUGUAGAAGAUUCACCAAUUCCAGUCCUUUUGUAAAUUAAAAAUAAAUCUGACAAAGAUGUAUUGCUGACUGAAACGUUUCACUUACAAAGAUUUGAUAUUUAGCAAUAAAUUUAGCAUUGGGUUUUAAUUUCUGUAUGCUUUGCAGCAAGAGGUGUAUAUAUAAUAUAAAUAAUAAGCAUGUAUGGUCUCUAAUCGUACAGCAUAGACUUCGGGUUAACACUUUUUAUGGACAGCUUGAGCUACUGUCAGGCUCUUUGUGUUUAUAACUUUUGUCAUUCUGCAGUUUUUGACUCUGCAGUAUUAAGUGCCUCAUUUUUUAGAUGCUGCACUGAUCUGGUAGUGAAGGUAAGCUGAAUGGUAAUAGAAGCGUAACAGUAUUCCUCUAGAUAUCUCUCAACAAUCCAAAGAGAAACGCACUGACUGCAAAUCAACAAUCAAAUGAAAUGUUCUGUGUGUCAGCUGUACUUCAGUAAAUAUCCUUUAUUUCAUACUGAAGUGUAAAGUUGGAAUAUACAGUAGUCUGAAAGUGCCUGUGAAAAAUGCUCCUGUCCUUAAGACCAUCUUCCGUUAUGCUGACGUGCCUUUUUUUUUCUUCUCAUGUACAGAUGAAACUUUACAGUUCUUUCUUCCAUGUGUGUCAUCGUCCAUUUACAUUUUCUGUUCUUGUGAUUCACAGCUUUCAUUUCUUUAUGUGUACUUGCUCCCUAAUAUUUACAGUAAUGAAUGACUGCAAAAUGAAUAAUGACAGUUAUUAGUCUUGUCUUUCAUUUUGAAAAUAUGUUGCUAGUCCUUGAAACAAAGAAUUUUGUAUUUUGUUUUAUGUUAUUUAUUGGAAUUUUUUUUUUUUUUUAAAUUGUUGCUCUCCACCUUCCUUGGUGAAUGUAAAUUUUUAGACUUUUUUCUAUGUAUCCAUUAUAAUACUAUUUUGAGAAGUGCACUGAAUUUUGAAUACUAUUGAAUAUUAAAGUUUAAAGAAGUUUAAAGAAUGUAAUGAACCAAAGACAGUUGAGCUGGCAGUAUAUUACUUCUUUAUUGUAUUCAUUUGUAAUCUUUUCUACUGCGAAAUGAAGAAGUAAGAGUGUGUGGGUGUGUGUGGGUGUGCUAACAGUGCUGCUUAUAAUCAUCCUGCACCUGUUUAUCAGACAUUCCGGCUGUUAUUUAUUAUAUGGAGCUGAAGACUAAGUGAUUUCUGUUAGUUUGUAUUUUCCAGAAUGUAUUUCAGCUUUUCAAUGUUAUACAGCGCAGGAGGUUUUGAUCACAUCUUUCUUGAUGUUCUUAAAAUUUUGUCAAGUUUUUGUCGAGAUGCUCCAGCUGUCUGCAAGUAGGCAGUUGAGGCUUUUUCAAAUAAAUGUUCAUCUUAAACCAAAAAGAAGCAAAAAAAAAAAAAACCAAAAAACCACAAUUUUUUCAUUAUGUUUGUUGCUCAGUUCUAUUUGUUCACUUUGCAUUGUUGUUCACAGUACUUGAUAUUUAACUUCUGUAUUUCUCCAGUAUUUAAGGUGCACCCACUAUGCUCUGUUUAUUUGAUGUUCCUGGAGAGGGUAGUGGAUGUGUAUAUUAAUUUUAAAACAUAAUGGUUGCUAUUUACCCCUUUUCAAGAUAAUAUUGCUAUAAUUAACACAUUGAGAAAACAGCUGAACUGCUGAUUUUAUGUUUAAAAAGUGAGGCCUUGGAUCUCGCCUGGCAAAAUUCCACUAAUCUGUUGAACACUUACUGCUUUAUUCUGGUCCUAUUUCACCUUCAGUAUCCUCCCCUUCGAUCUUAAAUGUCAACACUGGUCUGUAUGGUUAUGAGGAGCCCAAAUGAUAUUUUAUUCUGAUCUUUUUAACAUGAUAAUUGUUGAUAAUAAAGUGUUUUCUUAUAAGGAG
This is a messenger RNA of Erpetoichthys calabaricus (reedfish), 4742 nucleotides long. RefSeq names its product N-acetyllactosaminide beta-1,3-N-acetylglucosaminyltransferase 2-like. Gene Ontology annotation, molecular function: hexosyltransferase activity. Lineage: Eukaryota; Metazoa; Chordata; Cladistia; Polypteriformes; Polypteridae. The record is from RefSeq and is a predicted model, not a curated record. Gene Ontology annotation, cellular component: membrane.